AUGGCAGAAGCUGUUUACAACUCAACUAUAAAUCACCUCUACCAGCCUUCCCCUCUCCGCAUCCUCAUCCCCCAUCCCCCGGAACAAUCCAUUCUGGAUCUCCAUCAGAUCACGCGGAUCGCCGAAUUCUACCGCUGCCCCGUCAUCCAGCACCAGAAUACGAUCAAAAUCAGCGACCGUGCUGAGACGGUGCGCAAUGACAAGGAGAGUUGA
This is a messenger RNA of Penicillium verrucosum, 213 nucleotides long. RefSeq lists its product as uncharacterized. The coding region runs from base 1 to 213 and encodes 70 amino acids. NCBI's taxonomy places the organism in Eukaryota, Fungi, Ascomycota, Eurotiomycetes, Eurotiales, Aspergillaceae. The record is from RefSeq and is a predicted model, not a curated record. The transcript has a single exon.